Molecule: messenger RNA, 3446 nt
Organism: Bubalus bubalis (water buffalo)
Lineage: Eukaryota; Metazoa; Chordata; Mammalia; Artiodactyla; Bovidae
Exons: 10
Coding region: 1-1650 (549 amino acids)
Source: RefSeq, a predicted model, not a curated record
AUGUCUCGGUGGCCGCCCGGGGCCGGUGAGACUACCGCGCGAGCUCAGUGUGGUCGAGCCUCGCGUCCCCCUCCCCAAGCGACAGAGCGUGACCUGGUAGACAAUGAACUCGGAUUCCCUGAGAACCCGCUCGCUCUUGUCCGGUUGGCCUCCCGACAUCUCUGCCCUUCACUGCGGCGGGCGCUGUGUGGGCACCUGGACCGCCCUGGUACCUCGGUUCCCAGCUCCCUCCUCCCCGAGCGGCGGGAGAAGGGCCUUUCCGAGUUACCUGACUCAGCGAAACCCAGGUACCAAGGGGUCAAGGUUCCACACUGUCACAUUCCUGUUAGAAAUUCCCUCGGGGGAGCAAGACGGAUUGCCGGGCAGGUCGAAGUGGCGAACAGAGGCGACAGCGUCCAGGGACUAAGGGCCUCGGUCUUCCUCCCGGCGGUUUCCUGGACUCAACUGAGCGCCGCGGCGGCCUCGGCUAGAGACCGCCUCGCCCUAACCGAAGAGAAGGGGGGGCGGGGGGAAGAACCACUUCUAAGUGCCACCGGCAUCUACGGAGUGGCGAUGGUCUAUGCAGAGCGCCGGUGUCUGGAGUUGUGGGGGAGGGUACUGCGGCCAAGGGCAGGUUGGGAGGACCGUGAAGGCCGGCUGGCCGCAGGGGAACCUUUCCUCUCCGGGUUCAGGGGCCGGGAGCAAACCCCGAGCUGCGGCAAAAAGGGCUGGAACCACCCGGCUCGGCGGCGGAGGGUGGGCCGCCGUCACCUGACCGCCCGCCCCCGCCCCCCGCGAGUAAGGGGCGGUGGUAGCGUCUGCUCGGUUACAAAUGGCCCCUCCCGCCCCGCUCGCCCGCUCGCUCGGGCUCGGCGCGGACCCGCCCGGGAGCGCUCCUCCCGCCGGCUGCCGGCGUCCCGCCGCCCUGCCCGGAGCCGGCCGGCGGUCCCCGCCAACCCCCGAGGGCGCUCCUGGCACCCAGCACGGAGGCUUGCCCGCGGAGGUCGCGCCGGGAGACUGGACCGCGGUGGCGCGCGGCUUGCCUUCCCGCAGCACCUAGAAGGCUUUGCGGUUUCACCAGGAACACACAAUCAGAUGUCCUUUGAUAUGGUGGAUGGUGACUCUUCUCCUGCCUGCGAGUGGUGGUUCAAACCAGCAAAGAGACUUCAGACCUGUGGUGACAGAGGCCUUAAAACCUCACAGGGAGACAUCCUUGGAGCUCCAUGGCCAGGAAGUGCGGGAGGAAACAGGACUUUCAAAGCAGAAAAAGCCCACCAUGUUCCUGCCCAAGGGAGGCCGCGCCAGCCGAGGGUACUCUGUGCAGAGGGCCAGUGGGGCUCCAUACAGUCAGCACCUGCCACAGGCAGCACGGAGGUCCGUCGGCUGGCACGGUGCGGUGGGGCAGCUGGUGUUGUGAAUCAGGCCGUCGCCAAUCAGAGAACGGCUACUUCACAACACCAGGGUCACACCCCACCCCAGGCAGCGCUCCCAGCUCCAGCCCCCAUGCAGCCUCCACCUCGGCCGAUGGCCAUCGCUGGGGCACCGCCAAGCCCCCCAGAACCACAGCAGGCGGCUUUCCAGUUGACACCUCACGCUGUGCAGACACCUCCGCAAACACAGGAGCCCCGAGGCGGUGUCUCCCCAGACGCAGACAGCUCCACUUCGAAGUGAAAGGCACUCCCACCAGCAUCGGCUUCCUGCAGAGAAAACGGAGCCACCAGCUUCCCACGGUGAGAACGGGGUUAUGACCUCGGGAGGGUUGAGCACCACCGACCCGCCCGUUCCUCCUGGUGCUAAGAACACAGCCGUGAGCCGGGCCGAGAUUUUGAUACGUGAUGGUGACCUCUCUGACCUGGGCAGAGUGGAGGGAAGGGAGGCCCUAGGGACAGGAUGGUGGCUCUGGGGACAGUCCUGGAGAGAGGAGGGCCUUUUGUGGCCACACAGACCGGGGACACAUCUAUUUCCUAGAUGGUCCCGGGUGCCCGCGUCGGAACGUGUCCGCACGCCGGACGAGCCUUACGAGGGCCCUUCCAGCCAUCGGUGUGUCUCACACUCCCAUCCUGGGUAAUGUGAUCGGUCAGCUGUGCUGACAGGUGGGUUUCCUCUCCCCAGGACCCCACAGCCAGGGACCUGGCGGCGGGCAGGGGGAGAGGGGUACUGACAGAGGCCUCCCGAGUUGGAGUGUGGUUAUGUUUGAGUACCUAAGUGAAAUCUUCUGUAUGACACCGCUGUUUCUUAGAGCCAAGGAGGAGUUUAAAGCAGAGCGGCUGGUUGACUAGCAUGCUUUCUGAAGCACUAAGCAAAAAGGAGGAUGUCCACCUCUUUGGUUUUCUAUGGGACAGAGCGAGAUCCAGGGCUGGUGCGAUGAACCCAGGCUUCCGUCUGUGUCACCUCGGUGCUUGCUGCUGUCCCCAAGGAAGCCAGAGGGAGGGGUAAAAACACAUCCGGUGCAGAACAAGGUUACACAGAGCCUGGGUUAAUCAUGGCCCUUGAAGCUUCUGUGAAGUUCUGUCCUUGACCCCAAACCGCUCAGGCAUCUCUGAAGUUUGUAGUGUGUUAUGCUUGGGGACAAGCAUCUUUAGAGUGAAGCGCCCCAGUUUUUCCCAGAAAGGCUUCCCCCCGCCUUUUUCUUGAAGCAUAUAAACAGCAUGUCUCUAAGAAUCCGUCUACUAACCUGUUCUCCUUCUACCUCCAGUGUCCAAGUAGGCACCAUUCAGGGUGUGGUCCACGGUGGUGGCAUCAGCACACUGGGAAGGUGGCCCACACACACCUGCUACAUCACAGUCCUGGGGCCUGGAGCCCAGCCUCGGCUCAGGGACUGGGUGUUAACACGACCAGCUCCUGUUGGCCACCCCACAUCCUCUCCCGCUUCCAUUCCAACCUCAUCUCUUCUGCUUGUUCCAGCCAGAAUGGUCUUUUCCAAACACACGCCUAUAUCGUGGGAACCCCUCCAGUCCGUGCCUUAAAACUGCUCAGGGAGCUGGCCUCACCUUAACAGCACUGGCCCCCCAAGUGGCCUUCCCCCCACCCCAACCACCUCUCCAUUCACGCCCUUCCCCCCGCCAGCACCCCUGCCCCAAGACCCCUUUCCAGACCCCCACACCCUCCAAGCUCCCUCCUGCCCCAGGGCGUUCGUACAGCUCAUCCCUGUCUGAAUGCCCCCAGGAUACUCCCCCGAUUGGUGACUUCCUGUCCUCCAGAUUUCAGCCAGCAUUGACUCCGCAACCCGGGAGGCCACGUAAGACAGCUGAUGUUCAGAGCAAGCUGAAUUCUGCCCCUGCAGAACACUCGUCCCAUUUUGUCAUGAUGCCUUCACUGGUGGCAAUCUCUGCUGAAUGUAAUCCUCCCCGCUGGCUGAAUGCUUCCUGUGGGCAGGGACCCUCAGCUGAGUUCAGUGUCUGGCACUGAGUAGUGACUCAAUAAUGAAUUUGUUCAGUCUGUGUUCUUGAGUGUCCUUCAAAGUCAAA